Hypomesus transpacificus is the source of this 2871-nucleotide messenger RNA. Its product is annotated as pre-mRNA-processing factor 19-like. Bases 221 to 1735 code for a protein of 504 amino acids. The record is from RefSeq and is a predicted model, not a curated record. NCBI's taxonomy places the organism in Eukaryota, Metazoa, Chordata, Actinopteri, Osmeriformes, Osmeridae. The transcript is spliced from 16 exons. Gene Ontology annotation, biological process: protein ubiquitination; DNA repair; mRNA splicing, via spliceosome. Gene Ontology annotation, cellular component: U2-type catalytic step 1 spliceosome; Prp19 complex; cytoplasm. Gene Ontology annotation, molecular function: ubiquitin protein ligase activity; protein binding.
CAAGAUGCAACUACUGGACCAACAUCCGCCACGCAGCCGCGGAACAACGUGCGUGGAUUGAAUGCGGAAAGACGGUUAAUGAAUUAGAAUUGGUAUUGGGUUAGCAUUUAUCUAAAGAAACACUGCAAUAAAUUGCUAUCAAAAAUAACUGGGAUACCGGAUACCCAUAGCUUUAUUCGUUUUGAUACGUUGAUCGAGUUGACUCGAACAAUAUUUGAAAAUGUCACUAGUUUGUGCAAUCUCGAACGAGGUGCCAGAGCACCCGUGCGUGUCCCCGGUGUCGAACCAGGUGUUCGAGCGACGAUUGAUUGAGAAGUACAUCGCGGAGAACGGAGCAGAUCCCAUGAACGGACAACCUCUGUCCGAGGAGCAGCUUAUUGACAUCAAAGUCUCUCACCCCAUCAGGCCCAAGGCUCCCUCUGCCACCAGUAUCCCAGCUAUCCUCAAAUCGCUGCAGGAUGAGUGGGAUGCAGUGAUGCUCCACAGCUUCACCCUGAGGCAGCAGCUGCAGACCACUCGGCAGGAGCUUAGCCACGCCCUCUACCAGCACGACGCCGCCUGCAGGGUCAUCGCUCGCCUCACCAAGGAGGUCACCGCCGCCAGGGAGGCCCUGGCCACCCUGAAGCCACAGGCGGGACUUAUCACCACCCAGGCUAUCUCUGCUCAGCCCUCUAGCACGUCUGGUGCCGGGGAACCUAUGGAGGUCAACGAACAGGUGGGCAUGACCGCAGAGAUCAUCCAGAAGCUGCAAGACAAGGCCACUGUGCUGACCACAGAGAGGAAGAAGAGAGGGAAGACUGUCCCAGAGGAGCUGGUCAGGUCUGAGGACCUCUCCAAGUACAGACAAGUGGCCACCCAUGCUGGCCUCCACAGUGCAAGUAUUCCUGGUAUCCUGUCUCUAGACCUCUGUCCCUCUGACACCAAUAAAGUUCUCACCGGGGGAGCUGAUAAGAACGUGGUUGUGUUUGACAAGAGAGAGGAGCAGAUCGUGGCCACACUGAAGGGACACACCAAGAAGGUCACCUCGGUCAUCUACCAUCCCUCUCAGUCGGUGGUGUUCUCAGCCUCUCCAGACAGCACCAUACGGGUGUGGUCCGUUGCCGGGGGCAACUGCGUCCAGGUGGUGCGAGCUCACGAGGCGAGCGUGACAGGGCUGUCCCUCCAUGCCACCGGAGACUACCUGCUCAGCUCCUCUGAGGACCAGUACUGGGCCUUCUCUGACAUCCAGACGGGUCGUGUUCUGACUAAGGUUACCGACGAGGCUGCGGGAUGUGCUCUGACGUGCGCUCAGUUCCACCCUGACGGCCUGAUCUUCGGGACGGGCACGGCAGACUCUCAGAUUAAGAUCUGGGACCUGAAGGAGCGCACCAACGUGGCCAACUUCCCCGGCCACUCCGGCCCCGUCACCUCCAUCGCCUUCUCCGAGAACGGCUACUACCUGGCCACAGGGGCCCAGGACAGCUCCAUAAAGCUGUGGGAUUUGAGAAAGCUGAAGAACUUCAAGACUAUCGCCCUUGACAACAACUAUGAGGUGAAGUCCCUGGUGUUUGACCAGAGUGGAACCUACCUGGCCGUCGGAGGUUCUGACAUCAGAGUUUACAUCUGUAAGCAGUGGUCCGAGGUCCUCAACUUCACAGAACACACUGGGGUGGUGACGGGUGUGGCAUUCGGGGAGCACGCUCAGUUUCUCACCUCAACUGCCAUGGACAGGAGUCUCAAGUUCUACAGCCUGUAGAGGUCAGGGGUCAAACCAGUAGUGCUGAUCUCUGGAGGAAGCGACGUUGCUACAACGGAUCAGAAGGGACAUGGUUCAAUGUUCCAUUCUGAUAUAGAAUCCUAAUGUAUAGAACAGUGGAUGGGGAUGAUCAUUUAAAUUUAAAAAGAUAACAUAUCUGCUCUAAACCUCCCAUAUCCAUCUGCCACAAAGUAAAUACACCUGCAAUGUGAUCAGAGGUCUGUUUCAUAAAACUAGUUUACCGAAUAAGCCAGGCUUAUGUCAGAAAGUCUGACUAAUUUCCAGUUGAUUCGUUCCAUAAAGCCAGUUCAAUUUAUUUCAAGUUCAGUCACCAUGGCAACUUAUGCUGCAAAAAUAACCUGGUCUGGUGCAGGCGAACUGUGUGGCUCAGCCUCUGGUUUCUCGACCAGAUGUUCCUGUAACACUGACCCUGCGCUUUGCAGCGGUGGAUCGAUUUUGAUCCACGUUCUACCCCUUGGGCUGCUUAAGAAGAGCGUGCACCUGCAAUUAUCUUUACUGCGUGAACCUGGCUUAAAUGAGUCUGAUUACACAAACUACAAUUGGCUUUUAUUGGAACUGCUUUAGCCUGACUGAUUUGUUGUUCAUUAAAGUCUUUGAGCGGGCUUCAUGGAACAGGCCUCAAUUUAGGCUGACUAUCAUUAACACACCCUAGCCUGUAUCAUAACUACAAGCACAAUCCUGUAAUAUAUUAUUAGCACUGUCAAUAUAAGACUGAACAUCUAAUAGGCCUACAUAAACUGGCUGUUAAGCAUACCAACAAAGAAUCUUGUCAAUAGAAACCUGCACACGGGGUACAUCUUCUCAUUCAUAACUGUUGUAGAUAUCUUUGCAGCUUGCUAUUUUUUCUGUUUGCCAUAUAUACCAGACUUCUUUAGUAUUUCUGUCAUUUCUAUAAUCUUGUUUUUUCUUUACUCUUAUGUUCCCACAAACCGAGUGUGAUUUAUUUGUUGUUGGUUGUAUUGCAUUUGAGAAAUGUAAUAGUUUAAAUCUUGCCUUUUUUGCCCACUUUUUUCAUUGUAUUACCGAAAAAAUCUCUCACUCAUCCAAAUAGUUGUAUUAUUCUUUAAUAAUGUCCAAGAGUGUUUACUCAAUCCAUGUAUAGAUUAAAAGGAUGU